AUCGCCCCGGAAGGCUGGAGAUGUUUUCAAUAGUCCAGAACCAGAAGAUUUCUCAUGAGGCUCUUUUGAAUCACUUCAAGCAAAAUAAGGUGGAGAUAGCAAACGCAAUAACAAAGCCAUUUCCUUUCCUUGAAAGCCUCAGAGACCGCUCCUUUAUCACGGAAAAAAUCUAUAAAGAUUCUCAAGAAGCCCAUAGAAACUUGGUUCCGGUAGAGAAAGUGGUAUAUAAUAUUCUCUGCUACCUUGAGAAGACUUUUGAUAGGUCACUCCUACAAGUCCUGUUCAGCAGGGUUCAUCUGAAGGAGUAUCCCGAUUUAAUUCCUGUUCAUAGACUCUUCGAAAAUGUAAUUGAAGACAAGUAUUUUCCCCAGAAAAGUGAUAGCAAAGAGACACAAAAGACACCCAACACUGGGCCAAGCUGUGAACAAGUGCCCGAUGAAUCCAAAGUUUUAAGAAUGAAGGAGAGGAAGUCAGAGAAGGUGUGUGGCCUGCUGGACAAUGGACAAGGGGCAGAGCUCUCCAGGUACGAACUUCUAGUACAGUUUUGUGCCAGGCAGCUGGUGGAUAUACAGAAGACAAUUGCAUCUUGUCGCCUCGAAAUUAACCAAGAAGGCCAGUUGGCAGGAACAGCUUAUGUCCAAGUACCUGAAAUAAUCAUAAUCAGCAGUGAAUCCAGUGAGGAGGAAGAGCCCCCAGCAGCUCUGAGCUCAGCACAAGGACGAGGGCUGGAGGAGGAGGGUGAGGAUGGCCAGCUUUCGGCCGCAGACCAUCAGGUGUCUGAAUUCAGAGCCCCUGCUUCCUGACGCGUUGUACUUUGAGUGUGCUCUACAGCCAGUGGUCCUGUCAACACUGCCGACAUAUUCUCUGUAUUUACCUCAUGCGCCAUUUUGGGAAAUGUGGGAGACAAGGGCCUAGUCACUAAAUAUGUGUGUUGAUAUAUAAAGGUUAGAGUAGAAACAAACUACCAUAUUUCUGUUUGUUUGUUUUUUCCUUUCACAUGAUCAUGCCUCUUGUGGCAUAAAAAAAAAAAAAGGUAUUUGUCUUUGUCCCCAGUUCCUGGCACAGAGCUCCCCAAACCCUUGGAAUUUUCCCAGUGGUAAGAGUGUCCCUAUGACAAUUAGAGGGUUAGAACUCGACCUCUGUGGAGAAAAAAACAGGUGGGAGAUGAAGUUCAAUCACCAAUGCCCCGUGAUUUAACCAAUUACGCUUACACAAUGAAACCUUGGCAAAAACCUCUGAACAAUGGGGUUGGCAGCCCCUGACUUGGUAAAUACAUUGAUGUGCUGGGAGGGUUGCAUGCUGGAGAAGGUGUGGAAACCCUGGCACACCCCACCCCCAUACCUCGCCUUAUCCAUCUCUUCCAUUUGGCUGUUCUUGAGUUGUAUUCUUUAUAAUAAAACUGUAAUCAUAAGU
Zalophus californianus (California sea lion) is the source of this 1413-nucleotide messenger RNA. Its product is annotated as nuclear body protein SP140-like protein. The transcript is spliced from 7 exons. Lineage: Eukaryota; Metazoa; Chordata; Mammalia; Carnivora; Otariidae. Bases 21 to 803 code for a protein of 260 amino acids. Gene Ontology annotation, biological process: regulation of transcription by RNA polymerase II. Gene Ontology annotation, cellular component: nucleus. The record is from RefSeq and is a predicted model, not a curated record. Gene Ontology annotation, molecular function: DNA-binding transcription factor activity, RNA polymerase II-specific.